This is a messenger RNA of Stegastes partitus (bicolor damselfish), 2674 nucleotides long. RefSeq names its product vacuolar protein sorting 45 homolog (gene vps45). The record is from RefSeq and is a predicted model, not a curated record. The coding region runs from base 148 to 1860 and encodes 570 amino acids. Gene Ontology annotation, biological process: vesicle-mediated transport. NCBI's taxonomy places the organism in Eukaryota, Metazoa, Chordata, Actinopteri, Pomacentridae. The transcript is spliced from 15 exons.
CAGCCGUGUUGUUGUCGCAGCAGCUCAGCUGAUAUUUAUCCAGAACCAGCAGAAAGAGACAGAGGAUCCUUCCGGCAGGCUGUAACACUCUCCCCGCUGCUGCUGUUUGUUUGUUUAUUGUUGUUGUUGUUCCCGAGCGUCGCCAUCAUGAACGUGACGCUCGCAGUGAAGCAGUACAUCUCCAAGAUGAUCGAGAACAGCGGGCCCGGGAUGAAGGUGCUGCUCAUGGACAAGGAGACGACCAGUAUAGUGAGUGUGGUGUACACCCAGUCUGAGAUCCUGCAGAAGGAGGUUUACCUGUUUGAGCGAAUCGACUCCCAGAACAGAGACAGCAUGAAGCACCUGAAGGCCAUUUGUUUCCUCCGACCCACCAAGGACAACGUAGAACACCUGAUCCAGGAGCUGAGGAGACCAAAGUACAGCGUCUACUUCAUCUACUUCAGUAACGUGAUCAGUAAGAGUGAGAUCAAAGCUCUGGCUGAAGCUGAUGAACAGGAAGUCGUGGCUGAAGUCCAGGAGUUUUAUGGAGACUUCAUCGCUGUGAACCCUCACCUGUUCUCCCUCAACCUGCAGGGAGUCGCCAGGGGUCGGAGUUGGGAACCCUCCAUGUUGUCUCGCUGCACUCAGGGUCUGACCUCCGUCCUGCUCGCUCUGAAGAAAUGCCCGAUGAUCCGCUACCAGCUGUCCUCAGAUAUGUCCAAACGCCUCGCUGAGAGUGUCAAGCAAAUCAUCACAAAGGAGUACGAGCUGUUCGACUUCAGAAAGACCGAAGUUCCUCCUCUGCUGCUGAUACUCGACCGGAGCGACGACGCCAUCACGCCGCUGCUCAACCAGUGGACGUAUCAGGCGAUGGUCCACGAGCUUCUGGGUCUGAACAACAACAGGAUCGACUUGUCCAGAGUCCCGGGAAUCAGCAAAGACCUGAGAGAGGUGGUUCUGUCUGCGGAGAACGAUGAGUUCUACGCCAACAACCUGUACCUGAACUUCGGGGAGAUCGGCACCAACAUAAAGAACCUGAUGGAGGACUUCCAGAAGAAAAAACCCAAAGGACAACAGAAGCUUGAAUCCAUCACAGACAUGAAGGCGUUUGUAGACAACUACCCACAGUUUAAGAAGAUGUCGGGCACCGUGUCCAAACAUGUGACGGUGGUGGGGGAGCUGUCCCGGCUGGUGUCGGAGCGGCAGCUGAUGGAGGUGUCGGAGGUGGAGCAGGAGCUUGCCUGUCAGAACGACCACUCCAACGCUCAGCAGAGCGUUCGUCGGCUGCUGCAGAAUCCUCGUCUGUCGGAGCUGGACGCCGUCCGUCUCGUCAUGCUCUACGCUUUGAGAUACGAACGUCACAGCAGCAGCAUCCUCCCGUCUCUGAUGGACGAGCUGAGCAGGAGAGGAGUGUCCGAACGCCACCGCAGGAUGGUUCAGUCUGUGGUGGAGUAUGGAGGGAAGAGAGUCAGAGGAAGUGACCUCAUCACGCCGACAGACGCCGUCGCCAUCACCAAACAGUUCUUCAAAGGACUCAAGGGUGUGGAAAACGUUUACACUCAGCAUCAGCCGCUGCUUCAUGACACUCUGGAUCAGCUGAUCAAAGGUCGACUCAAAGACAGUCAGUUCCCCUACCUGGGAGCCAGCAGCCUCAGAGACAGGCCUCAGGACAUCCUGGUGUUUAUCAUCGGUGGAGCCACGUAUGAAGAAGCUCUGACGGUUUACAACCUGAACCGCAGCACACCUGGAGUCCGGAUCGUGCUGGGAGGAAGCAGCAUCCACAACACCAAGAGUUUCCUAGAGGAGGUGAUGUUGACGUCGGGUCACAGCAGCGGCAGCGACAGAGCGCAUGGAAGCAGUCGCCAUGGCAGCAGACGCUGAACACAAACACCAGCUCUUCUUCUUCGUCUUCAUCUUCUUUACCUGUCAUCAGAUAAACAACAUCAUUCCCUCUGUCUGUGUCUGUGUGUUUAAAGGAACAGUGUGACAUUUCUGUGAAUCACCUGGACUGUUUCUGUUUCCAAACACGAGGCGGUCAGAACAUUAGAAACGACCUCAACAACGUCUCUGGCGUCCGAAAAGACGACUUCAUGCAGAUCCGUCAUGUCCGACUUUUGCUUUCAGGUGGCUGAGGCUGUAACAGUACGCUGCAUUCACAGUUUAGUCACGUUUUCAAUUCAGCACAUCAAAGUAAAUGAGUUGUUUUGUAAUUAUUUUGUAAAAUGAGUCGCACAGUUAGAGCAGAGAUAGAAUGAACAGAAAUACAACAUGCUUUGUGCAGUAACUCAUCGCACAGGAUUCACAACCAUCGCAGUGUCUGCAAGGCUAACCCUGCUAGCAUCCAGUGGCUAAUCGACAACAACUGGUGCGCUGAUGAAAUAUUGACCUUGAAGCUGUACAUUAUUGUUCCAGGAGGUGUUGAUGUUUCGUACAGUUACAGCCGAAGAAACCAAAAACAUUGUCAAACUAAAUCCGGACCAAACCCCCAUUCUCUCUGAGCAUAAACAUGACAAAUCUUUGAACAUUUUAGCUCUGAGAGAAGCAGCAUCAGGUGUUCGCAACUCCUGCUUUCAGGUCUGAUUCUUGUUUGUUUACUCUCAAACAAAAGAAACAUGUUGUGGAUCUGUGAAUUGAGUGGAAUGUUCCUUUAAAUUGUCUGCGUGACUGAAUGUGAAUAAAACAGAAAUACGACUCG